This is a messenger RNA of Toxorhynchites rutilus septentrionalis, 1389 nucleotides long. RefSeq names its product F-box/WD repeat-containing protein 4. Gene Ontology annotation, biological process: SCF-dependent proteasomal ubiquitin-dependent protein catabolic process. NCBI's taxonomy places the organism in Eukaryota, Metazoa, Arthropoda, Insecta, Diptera, Culicidae. Gene Ontology annotation, molecular function: protein binding. Bases 120 to 1364 code for a protein of 414 amino acids. The transcript has 2 exons. The record is from RefSeq and is a predicted model, not a curated record. Gene Ontology annotation, cellular component: SCF ubiquitin ligase complex.
ACGGGAACUGGUUGUAAAGCAAAUGCCAAACAAAAGCCAAAUAAAAAUAUUUACAUUUGCUGCGUAGCUUCCACUGAAUGAAAUUGAAGACUUUUGUUUGAAGAUCCUUGACCGUAAAUAUGUCUGAAUUUAGUUUUGCCUCCGAGAAAGUCCUUAAUAUUUGCGACUUGAACGAUUACGUUUUAGAUUAUAUUUUUCAAUUUCUGUUCCUGGAAGACUUGGAUUGUUUGGUUCAGGUUUGCAAAAGAUUCUUUCAUGUUGUGAAUGUUCACACAUAUGCUAAGAAAAGUGCCCACCUUCUGCUUACUGGACAUCGGUGGAAAUUCACAGGCGGAAGAGAUGUUUCAAAUUCCGACUAUCGGAAACGAAUUCGGCUAUUUGAAAACUGGCGCUAUGGGAAGUAUCGCGAGUCACAGCUAUUCUACCAUCAGCAAGUUUACUUUUCUAUGAUACUGCUGGACGAGUCCAUGUUAUACAUGACCCACCGUGGUGUUAUGAGGGCCCAUCCGCGGACAAAACGUGACAACGUAGUACAGCGCAAAGCAACCUGGACGCUUGGACGCAACCGAGAUCCCGAUAUUAACUGGGUCGUUAAGAAAGGGCACACGUUUUUCGGUGGACUUGUUGAUGGGACCUGUUUCACCUACAAUGACCAGAAACCAAGCUACAAUAGGCAAUUCCUAAUGGAAGACAUCAUUACGGCGGUUGAUUUCGAAGAUGAUUUGUUUGUGUGCACGACUAAAAGCAGGUCCACAACCUUUUGGAAUAGGUACGAGGAGAUGGGACAGAAUGUGUUGAAACGGAAGCGUAAAUUAGACGAUGCCUAUCAGACUAUCAGCUUGAGCCCUGGAGGUGCCACACACUUAGCGGCGGGGAAAUAUCAUGAUCGUGAGAAGAAUGCACUAAAGUUGAUAGAUGUUGAAACAGGAGAAACGGAAACGUUAAACUCACCAACUCGUGCUGUCUAUCACGUUCUAUGGAAAGAUAAUAAUACACUUCUAACGGGGAACUUUGACACAACCUUCCGAAUGGUAGACACAAGGACAUCAAAGGAUCAAGCUGUUUGGACAGACCCGUAUGAUGCAUCCGUGUACUGUCUGCAUUACGAUGGUUCCUACGGUGUGUUAUGUGGAAUGAAAUAUAAUUUUAGGGUAAAUUUGUACGAUAUUCGCAUGCCAAAACGGUGCAUCCAGAUGUAUUUUUCUUCGAAAAAACGUAGUCACUAUUCUCCAGUGUACAGUUUAGCGGCCGAUUCGAGCCAGUUAUUCCUUGUAACUGAUCAUGAUUUACGCGUGCUUGAUUUUGAUGUUAAUAUGUCGGAAAGAAAAGAUUAUACACAUGAUUUGGUCAAAUGGCUUUAUUAAAGAAAUAAAUUAGGAUAAAAACGGA